UCGCACGUGUGAAUGUUGACGUUAUGAGUUUACUAUCUUCCAGUUCGUGUUAACUGUUUUGUACAAGAUUCAUAGUAAACAUUAUUUAUAUAUAUACAUUUAUAAUCAUGUUCGUGAACACAUUGUAGUAUAAAGCAAAAAAGAAGAUGGAUGAAAAACAAGAUAACAAGAAAGCUCAUCGGAAACGCCAUGCAGGGCCAAAGGCAGAAAAGAAGAAAGCCAAAAGUGAUCAUAAACAGGACCUUGACCCCAGGCAGAGAAACCCACGUGCUUUCUCAAUACAGCAUGUUAAGAAAACUCAGAAGAUUGUGCAGAGAACACAAGAUUUAAAGACAAAGAAGCAGCACAUUCCUAUUGUUGAUCGUACACCACAAGAACCACCGCCAGUCAUAGUAGCUGUGGUGGGGCCCCCAAAAGUUGGUAAAACCACUCUCCUACGCUGUGUUGUGAAGAAUUUCACCAAGCAACGCCUCACUAGAAUUCAGGGGCCAGUAACUGUGGUGUCUGGAAAGCAGCGUCGACUUACUCUCAUUGAAUGCAAUAAUGACAUCAGCUCGAUGAUUGAUAUAGCCAAAAUUGCUGAUUUGGUGUUGCUGCUAGUUGAUGCAAGUUUUGGUUUUGAAAUGGAGACCUUCGAAUUCCUGAACAUCUGUCAAGUGCAUGGCUUUCCCCGCAUCAUGGGCGUGCUGACUCAUCUGGAUACGUUCAAAGACAGCAAGCGGCUUCGCAAGGCCAAGAAGAGGCUCAAACACAGGUUCUGGACAGAGGUGUAUCAGGGUGCCAAGUUAUUCUACCUUUCUGGAAUGGUGAACGGAGAGUAUCAGAAGAUGGAGGUGCACAACCUAUGCCGGUUCAUCUCUGUCAUGAAGUUCAGACCUCUCGUCUGGAGGACCACACAUCCAUAUAUCCUUGCUGAUAGAAUGGAAGACAUCACAGACCCAGAAAAAGUGCGUAAGCAGAGCAAAUGUGAUCGCAAUGUUUCAAUAUUUGGAUAUGUACAUGGGACUCACAUGAAGAACAACAUUAAUGUGCAUAUCCCGGGCUGUGGUGACUUCACCAUCCACGACAUGAACUUCCUGUCAGAUCCAUGCCCCACACCUGACAGGGAGAAACGACGCACACUGAAUGAUCGGGAACGCACGAUAUAUGCCCCCAUGUCUGGUGUGGGAGGUAUAGUGUACGACAAAGAUGCUGUGUACAUUGACCUUGGAGGCAGUCAUUCGCAUCAUGAGCAGAUCAAACAGGAUGAAGCUGAGGCUGAGCCUAUCAAUGAGCUGGUAUCCAACCUGAUGUCUAUCAGCAGCCCCAUGGAUGAGAAGAUUACACACAGUGAGGUGGCGCUCUACUCUCAGGGCAUCAAGCAAACCGUUCAGGAGUCAAUAGACAAAGAAUCUGAGGAUGUUCCCGCUGAAAAUGGCAGAGUGAGACGGAGGGCUGUCUUCAAAGAUGAAACCUAUGAAGAUGAUGAUGAUGACUCUGAUAACGACUCUGAUUAUGACGUUAGCAGUGAAGAAGAGGACAAAAACAUUCAGAUUGGAAAAUUCAAGCAGAAUAAGAAGAAAUCUCCAAAGACAGACAAAGGAAUGGAUGGAAUAGAGUUUGCUGACACUGAUGACGAAAUAACAUCUACAGCAACUGAUAGAAGGAUUAAAACUCUGGUUAAGACAAAAACAAGCACUGGUAAUAAAAUUGGCAAAAUAAGUGAUGAUGAAGAUGAUGAUUAUGAUGAUGAUGAUGAUGAUGAGGAGGAGGAGGAGGAGGAGGAGGAGGAGGGUUAUGACAGUGAUGGUGUGGACGAGGAUUCUGAUAUCAGUAGUGUAUAUAAUAGUGAUGAAGAGGAGGAACACGAGGAAAACAAUAUGAAUGUAAAGAGAACAUUUGCAGGUAAAAAAGAGCUUGGCAAGAGUCCUAGUGCCAAAGUAGCAGAUGAUAUUGACACUGAUGAAGAAGUAACUUUUAACUUAAAAGAAAAGGUAACUGAUGAUCAUAAAACAGUUAUUUCUACUAAAUUAAAAAAGAGCAAAAGUAAACUUUCAGAUAAAACCAUGUCAGGUGAAUUAAACAGGGACAUGCCUAGUAAACAAAAAAAGCUUGAUGAAGUAGUGAAAGGUCAGCAGGUAGAAUCUGAUAGUGACAGUUCUGCAAGUGAAAAUGACUCAGAGAGUGACUCAGAACAGGAUGUUGGGGUAACAGUGGAGGAAAAUGUGACAAAGGAUGACAAAACUGACAAUAACUCUGCUUUACGACAAAAGCUGAUGCAGUUGUCGCAGGAAUCAUGGACAGAGGAGAGUCGGAGGAUAGAGUUCCAGCGUCAGGACGAGGAUGAGGGGGUAGACGAACUGGAGAAGGCAAUCAGGGGAGACCACUCUCGCAAAACUGUGGAAGAGGCAGACAUGGAAGUGGAACUUGACGGUUCCCUGCAUUGGAAACACGACCUCGCAUCCCAGGCCGCGGCCAACUUCAGACAGAGGCAGGCUGACAGGGUCAAUUACAGGAAACUCAUCUACGGAAAAGAUGAAGGUGAUGCUGAUGAUGGCAGUAAAGAGCAGGUGGAGGACGAGAUUGGGGGACUGUUCCGCGUGUUGAAGCAGAAGUCCGAGGCCCGGUCCUUGGAUCGGCUUGCCAUCAACUCUACGGACUGCACCAAGUGUCACAUGCACACUGCCUCCUUGGAUACCGUGGAACAGCUGCGUGCAAUGAUAGUUGACUGCUUUGUGACUGGCAAAUGGGAAGAAAGCAAGGAUGCAGAAUCUCAGCUGCAAAAAGAUGAUGAGAUGUAUGGGGACUUUGAGGAUUUGGAGACGGGGGAGACCCAUGCUGCAGGGGAGAGGGGAGGGAUGAAGGGGGAGGAGGAGGAGGAUACAGACCAGGACAGUGAGGGGGAGGACCAUGAUGGAGAGGUUAACAAUGAUGCAGAAGGUGAACCAAAGAAGAAAACAAAGAAGGAAAUGACAUCAGAGGAGCGUCGUGCUGACAAGAAGCGCAAGUUGAAGGAGAUGUUUGACUCUACAUAUGACAUGAAGGGGGACACAGAGUUCUAUGAUAAUUGGAAAGAGGAGAACGAGAAACAGGCUCAGAUGAACCGGUCAGUGUUUGAGGACAUGGAGGAUGAGCAGCGUGUGCAAUACGAGGGCUUCCGCGCCGGCAUGUAUGUCCGCGUGGAGAUACACAACGUGCCCUGCGAGUUUGUGACCAACUUUGAUCCCACCUUCCCUGUCAUAUUGGGAGGGCUUCUCAGUGUGGAAAAUAAUGUGGGAUAUGUACAGACCCGUUUCAAGAAGCACCGCUGGCACAAGAGGAUCCUGAAGACACAGAAUCCGUUGAUAUUCUCUCUAGGCUGGCGCCGGUUCCAGUCCAUGCCUCUCUACUCCAUACAGGACCACAACAUGAGGAACCGACUUCUUAAGUACACACCAGAGCACAUGCACUGCCAUGCCUCAUUCUGGGGGCCCAUUACUCCACAAGGAACAGGGUUACUAGCAGUUGAAAAUGUAGCUCAAGUCACAGCUGAUUUCCGCAUAGCGGGGACUGGUGUGGUUCAGGAGCUGGACAAGUCCAUGCAGAUCGUGAAGAAACUGAAGCUGACUGGCACACCUCUGAAGAUCUACAACAAGACAGCCUUCAUACAGGGCAUGUUUAACUCUAGUCUGGAAGUGGCAAAAUUUGAAGGAGCCAGUGUCAGAACAGUCAGCGGAAUUCGAGGCCAGAUCAAGAAAGCUUCUAAAACCCCUGAAGGAUCUUACAGGGCGACAUUUGAAGACAAGAUUCUCCUCAGUGACAUAGUGUUCCUACGUAGCUGGUAUCCAGUGGAAGUGCCUCAGUUUUACAAUCCAGUAACCAGCCUGUUGUUGCCUGGCGACCAGAAACAAGCUUGGACAGGAAUGAAGACUGUAGGACAGCUACGAAGGGAGAGAGGUGCCAAGGCUGAAUUUUCACAGGACAGUGUGUACAAGGCCAUUGAGCGCAAGACAAGGAUCUACACACCGCUGGUGAUUCCUAAGCAACUGCAGAAACUGCUGCCCUUCAAGGACACGCCUCGGGUUGCCAUGGAGAAGAAGGAGACUGUACAGAGGGUUGCUGUCAUCCGGGAACCUCACGAGGCAAAGAUUUCAAAGAUGGUGCGCAAACUGAAGAGUAUUCACGAGCACAAGUGUCGUAUGGAGCAUCGGCAGAUGAGAGAUCGCGUAGCUGACCACCAGAAACAGCGCGCCAAAGUGGACGCUGUGCGCACGAAGAAACAGAAGGAACUCAAGAAAAACGUUUUCCGCAUGCUGGGAAAGAUGAACAAGCGAAACAGUCGCAACAUGAAGGAUUAAACGCUCUGUGUUGGUGAUUGAUAAAGAAAUGUGCGCAUGCAAACCAAAAUAAUUGUAUCUCUUUAUUCAAGACGGUUAAAAGAAUGUGCAUGGAAUAAAAAGUAAUUUCGGUUA
Molecule: messenger RNA, 4430 nt
Organism: Dreissena polymorpha
Lineage: Eukaryota; Metazoa; Mollusca; Bivalvia; Myida; Dreissenidae
Product: ribosome biogenesis protein BMS1 homolog
Exons: 22
Coding region: 147-4316 (1389 amino acids)
Biological process (GO): maturation of SSU-rRNA from tricistronic rRNA transcript (SSU-rRNA, 5.8S rRNA, LSU-rRNA); ribosome biogenesis; endonucleolytic cleavage of tricistronic rRNA transcript (SSU-rRNA, 5.8S rRNA, LSU-rRNA)
Cellular component (GO): 90S preribosome; nucleus
Molecular function (GO): U3 snoRNA binding; GTP binding; GTPase activity
Source: RefSeq, a predicted model, not a curated record